Molecule: messenger RNA, 1043 nt
Organism: Gymnodraco acuticeps
Lineage: Eukaryota; Metazoa; Chordata; Actinopteri; Perciformes; Bathydraconidae
Product: arylamine N-acetyltransferase, pineal gland isozyme NAT-10-like
Exons: 3
Coding region: 60-929 (289 amino acids)
Molecular function (GO): acetyltransferase activity
Source: RefSeq, a predicted model, not a curated record
GCAAUUGUAGGCGAAGAAGUUGACGCUAAAAGUAAAAGUAAUCUCCCUUAAUCCGUAAAAUGACUUCUGUUGACAUGCAUGUGGACGCUUAUUUGUCUCGCAUCGGGUUCUCUGGUUCCCCCUCGCGCAGCCUGCACGUGCUGCGGUCGGUGCACACCUGUCACCUGCUGUCCGUGCCCUUUGAGAACCUGACGGUGCACAGCGGGGGGCGCGUGCAGCUGGACCCGCCUCACCUGUAUGAGAAGCUCGUGCUGCAGCGCAGUGGGGGGUUCUGCUACGAGAAUAACUCCCUGUUUGCAUGGCUGCUGACCCAGAUGGGCUUCCAGGUGACCCUGCUCUCCGCCCAGGUGAAGAACAAAACGACGGGCUUCUACGGGCCUCCUUUUGACCACCUGGUUGUCAUGGUGACCCUGGACGGGCAGCACUGGCUCUGUGAUGUUGGGUUUGGGGGCCCGGGCUUCAGGACCCCCCUCUCGUUGGACACCAGGGGCCCCCAGGAGCAGGGACACAGAGUGUACCGCAUCACAGAGCAGAGGAAUGAAAGUUCAGGGAUGCUCUUCCUGGAGUGGCAGCAGGAGGAGAACAGAGGAGAAGAUGGAGACUGGACGGAGAUCUACAAGUUAACCCUGGACCCUCGUCGCAUGGAGGACUACGCCGAGAUGUGUCAGUUCCACCAGAGCUCUCCAUGCUCUCUCUUCUUCUGCAAGUCCCUGUGCACCAUCCUCACCCCCGAGGGGAGGCUCACCUACAUCGGCCGCAGACUGACCACCACCACGUUCCCAAAAGAGGGGUCUGUGCUGGAGACCUCCACCAGGGAUCUGCAGGACGACGAGAUACCCGGCGUUCUCAAGGACAAGUUUGGAAUUGUGCUCAAAUCUCCGCUCAUACCAAAGGAUGAGCCGAUGACACCACUUCCAGUCAUCUAUUGAUCUUCUUUACACCUUCAUAUAUGGGUGGAUUAUGAGCAGACAUGCAAAAGGCAUCUCCUUUGUGUCUCUGUGUAGUCAUUCUGUGUCUCUAUUAAGUAUAUCCAUGUAUGUGUG